This is a messenger RNA of Leptosia nina, 498 nucleotides long. Lineage: Eukaryota; Metazoa; Arthropoda; Insecta; Lepidoptera; Pieridae. The record is from the annotation of a GenBank genome assembly.
AUGUUCAAGCUGGUGGUGUUGUCAGUUACCCUUGCUUUGAGUGCGGCCAAUGGAAUCGCUCCAUGGGGUCUAGGCCUAGGAUGGGGGGCGCAUUUGGGUGCUCCACUAGCAUCCUUAGUAGCUCCAGCAGCGAUUGCAGCUCCAGCGGCGAUCGGUCCCCUUGCCCUUGGCCACGGUGCCUACAACUACAGAGGACCUUUGUCACUGGCCCCCGGACAGCCCGCUAACAUCUUGGCUGCUGAUGGAAGACCUUUGGACACUCUUAGUGUCAACCUGGACCGUGCUGCGCACUACACCGCGAGGGCUGUAGACGGCGGUCAUCUUCUCAAGAAGCGUUCCGUAUUAGCACCAGCUGUGGCUUGGUCUCACGCUGCCCGUGUGGACUGGCCUGCUGCUCGCCUCAUUGCCCCAGCUGUUGCCCCCCUUGGUGUUGCUCCAAUUGCUCCUAUCGCACCUUGGGGUUUAGGACACGCCGCACGUUGGGGACACGGUUGGUGA